Molecule: messenger RNA, 1201 nt
Organism: Danio rerio (zebrafish)
Lineage: Eukaryota; Metazoa; Chordata; Actinopteri; Cypriniformes; Danionidae
Source: RefSeq, a predicted model, not a curated record
UCUCCUGAUCUCAGAGCACCAGCACAGCGCGUCUGAAGACUCACACACUUCUAAACUCUCUCUUCAGCCACAUCUGAUGGAGGAAACAGCGGACAACUGCUGUCCUGCAGAAGGAGACACGGAUCACUACAGUAAGUCAGAGCAGAAUUAUUCAGAAAGAAGACACUUCUCAUCAAUAUUGGUGCAUAGACUCAAGGAGGACAUCCGGCAGAAUUAAUCACAGCAAUCAAGACACGACAACAAAAGCGUUUCUAACAUCAGCACAUUAAUUUACCACUCACCUCCGGGGUGGACCAUCAUCUCCAGCAAACAUGGCGAAAAUGCUAUCUGCCCAAGAGGCUGCCAAGAUCUACCACACAAACUACGUGAGGAACGCGCGGGCCGUCGGCGUCCUGUGGACCAUCUUCACCAUCUGCUUCGCCAUCAUCGGUAUGGUGGUCUUCAUCCAGCCCUACUGGAUCGGAGACAGCGUGGACACCCCCCAGUCUGGAUACUUUGGCCUGUUCCACUACUGCAUUGGGAAUCCCAUCACUGGAGAGCUGGUCUGUAAAGGCAGUGCUCUGGAUUUCGGAUCCAUCCCUUCGGGCGCCUUCAAAACCGCCAUGUUCUUCGUUGGCAUCUCUUUGCUGCUGAUCGUGGGCACCAUUGUCUGCUUCAGUCUGUUCUUCUUCUGCAACUCGGGCAGUGUUUAUAAGAUCUGCGCGUGGAUGCAGUUGGCAGCUGCGACGUGCAUGGUCAUCGGCUGUAUGAUCUAUCCAGACGGCUGGGACUCAGAGGAGGUGAAGCGGAUGUGUGGUCAGCGGACAGACAAAUACACGCUGGGCAACUGUACGGUGCGCUGGGCUUACAUCCUGGCCAUCAUCAGCAUCAUGGAUUCCCUCACAUUAUCCUUCCUGGCCUUUGUGUUGGGCAACCGGCAGGACAAACUGCUGCCAGAGGACUUCCAGGAGGAGAAGAAAGAGGAAGCAUGAAGAUCCCUGCACAUCCUCAGACUCAAUGGACUCUGGCUUAAUGCGAACGCAUUCACUUUCUGAAGAUCUCCGCAAUAAACCUUUAAACAUGGUAUUUUAUCUGUUGAAGUAAUUGCCAUUGUGAGGUUAUGUGCUAUUGCUAAUAUGUAUAUUUUCCUCAUUUUGAGAUUUUUUUCUUCAGAGCGUUUGUUAAAAGGUCAUUUUGGAGUCAAAUAAAUUUGUUAAAUGUU